CAGCCAUUGUCGACCUGCAGGUAUCUGGAACGAUCUGGUCAACAACAGGACGGCACGGCAACGCAUUCAACACGGACAGCAAGACGAUAAUGAGCUAUCAGCCCCCUCAUCUACGAACUCGAGCCCCACCGAUUGCUGCUGGCCCAUCCUCGUCAAACGUGGAUAGCGGGAGGGGUGGUAGAGGACUGGGAGUGGACGGGAGAUGGCUGGAAGCAAAUUCCAAUGGACCUGGAGCUAGCCGAGGACGAGGCGGUAUGACGACCGGUGCUGCUGGUAUGGGGAUGGGCAUCCGAGGCCGCGGGGGUUCGACAGCGGCGAGACCGCUUGCUGUGCCCAGUCGAGUGUUACCCGAACGCUCAUCGGCCAUACAAGCCCCGAGAGAGGAAGGCCGCAUCCAGCCCCAGCCGUCUCGUAGAGAUUGGUCUGCGCCCACACCUUCAGUGUCCCUCCCGCGGCAAUCUCAGCCUGCCUCUCAAACCGCCCCGUCACCUUCUCCAUAUGCGUCGCCGCGCCGUGUACCGGGAGGACAAGGUUUGCAAGCUCCUGCGUCCGAUAUCAAGCCGAUGCGCGUAAGGGAGAAGGAUAGUAAGGAGAGAGAAGAAAAACGAGAGAUGGAGAUGGUGCAGAGUGUUUCCAGGAGUGGGGGCGAUGGGGCUCAGGGGGAUGCGUUGAAAGAUUGGGGGACGCAAGAUCGGUAUAGGGCGUAUAUCUCGACGCGGGUGGACGCGCAUUAUGACAAGUAUGCGACGCCGAGGGAUGAAGCUCCGAGCAAGAAGGGGAAGGAAAUUGCAGGUGAAGGUGAGGGGGAGGAGUUGGAGAGUCUGGGGAGUAUUGUGUUGCUGUUCCGUAAGCUGCGAGAAGGUGUUGUAGCUUCAGGCAGGAUCGAUGACUUUGCUAUCGAAGUCUUCGAGUCUUCCGCCAAAUUCGCUCUCCUCGCGCAAAACAAGGCGCAGCUCCUCUCCUCCCUCAGCGGCCUCGUCCCCGGGCUAUAUCAAGCCCACGACAACCUCCCCACCUCUUCCUCCCCUGACGAUACACUAUCAAACCACCUAAACGCCCUCACCCUGACCCCCAGAGACGGCAGAACAGAGUUCACCGUCAUCCUCCUCAUAUUCCACCUCGUCACUCGGGGGCAUGUUGCGUUCAACGAGCUCUACGCUGAGCUUACCCGUGCUCCUCGCUUGAAGGGAGAUGGAGGGGAGAGGAAGGGGUUUGUGGGGGAGGAAGAGUUGGGGUAUGUUCGGUUGGCAGCGAGGGUGAUGGCGGAAGAGAAUUUUGAUUCAGUCACAUUCUUCCGCCUCCUCUCACCUCCCGCAUCAACGACUACGACCUCUCCCAUCCCCUCCUCUGGGGCCCCGGAGGGGGCCAGGCUGCCCGAGAGUACGAGCUACCAACGUAUCCUCCUCUCCCGCGCUUCUCCGGCUAUCCGCGAUAGAGCUUGGGAGAGGUUGAAGAAGGCGUAUAUGAGUGUAGGCGUGGAUUGGGCUGGGAGAGUUUUAGGGCUGGAGCUGGGUGGGGAGGUUGAGAAGUGGGUUGAGGAGAAGGGAGGGAGGGUUGAAGGUGGGAAGGUUGUGCUGAGAUGAAGCGGCGCCAGUAUUUGGGUCCAAAGAUUGGGAUUUGGUUGGUCCCCCAGGUUUUUGAGCUGUUCGUAUCCAUGUGUCGAAUUACGCGCCCGGAACACUACCUCACGCACGCCCACGAUCCGAGAGUACUCGGAUGACCCCUUUGUUCGCCCGACCGGGUUCACCUUAUACUGGCUCUCUCUCGGAUCGCAAGACUCGCCUGUACGAUCGACCCCCAAGAGACGUAGCACUUCGAGCGAGGAAUUGUCUCGGCUUGCCCGUCUACAUGUACCACCUCAUUCGGCCAUCUGUCUGCAAGUUGAAUGACCCGGCGAGACGCUACGACCGUCAAACCGACAUUGAACCAGCCCGUGAUGUGAUCUGAACAGGGUGUACAAGGUUACAUUUUGUGUAAAUCUAGAGACAGAUAUGUAUGUACAGUAUCAUCAUGCAGUUGUCAAAGGUUUCAAACAGA
Molecule: messenger RNA, 2037 nt
Organism: Cryptococcus amylolentus CBS 6039
Lineage: Eukaryota; Fungi; Basidiomycota; Tremellomycetes; Tremellales; Cryptococcaceae
Exons: 5
Coding region: 90-1583 (497 amino acids)
Source: RefSeq, a predicted model, not a curated record